AUGGACGUGCCGAUGAACUCGGCAGCCGAUACAGGUGGAUUCAGUCUCGUAUACAAGCAAAGUAUACCCGACUUUCGACCUUACCUUGGCCCUUGCCUCUUCGUGUUCGGCAAGUCGAUAACGCUGCAAGAAUAUCCACGAAAACGGGAGAAAAAGAAGGGCAAGGUGAACAGUUGGACCAAACCGCAACAGCAACAGCAACAAAAGCAACAGCAACAGCAACAGCAGCAGGUGCAGCAGCAACAGCAGCAACAGCAACAUCGUGCUUGGACUGCUCCACCUAUGAUUCCACGCUUGAGAGAGCCACAAAUAGUUGAUUUCAUCGACUACUUGAAUACCGCCCGUUGCACCGCAGCUAACUGA
This is a messenger RNA of Dufourea novaeangliae, 363 nucleotides long. RefSeq names its product putative mediator of RNA polymerase II transcription subunit 21. Bases 1 to 363 code for a protein of 120 amino acids. NCBI's taxonomy places the organism in Eukaryota, Metazoa, Arthropoda, Insecta, Hymenoptera, Halictidae. The transcript has a single exon. The record is from RefSeq and is a predicted model, not a curated record.